Meyerozyma guilliermondii ATCC 6260 is the source of this 738-nucleotide messenger RNA. RefSeq lists its product as uncharacterized. The coding region runs from base 1 to 738 and encodes 245 amino acids. NCBI's taxonomy places the organism in Eukaryota, Fungi, Ascomycota, Pichiomycetes, Serinales, Debaryomycetaceae. The transcript has a single exon. The record is from RefSeq and is a predicted model, not a curated record.
AUGUUUUACAACAUUUUAGGGCAUUUUGACAAACUUUGUUUCAAAUUGCGUUUUUACCCUUCCUACACCCCAGCAAUCAUCUGCAACUACUCAGAACUUUGCGAAUUUAAUCAAUUUUUGCAAAUUGUAUUUUUGGGCCAUUUUUUGCCAGAUCCUGUCCCACUUUUCGCAGCCGCUGCCCGCACAACCGCGCACACUCCACACCCGCUCCACAAAAGCCCUUCCGCCGUUUUCCUUAAUCCCCGCAAACAGCCCCAAAAACGUCCCUGCGCAUCCAUUUCACUCACCUAUUGCCUAUGCCACCUUCUUCCCCCCGUUUCACGCACUUUGCUUCCACCCCACUUUCACACACCUGUGCUUGUCAGCUCAAAACUGCUGCAAUCCAUUUUUCAAAUUGAACAGCGCACGACCUCAACCCACAUAAAAUCUACAAUCAAGAACCAUAAACUAAAAAGCUCUGUAUUCACAACCACAAUGCAAUUGGCAUACCCACACCACCCCCGCUUCUUCAUUCACCCUCCCUUCCUCUCUGUACUCUGGCCUGCUCACGUGACGUACCGUUUUCGAACCGCGCGGUGGACGUCUCCCACUAUCGCACUCGGCCCAAGUAUUGCCCUGGUCUCCUACUACUCUGCCCGGUCAACCCAUCUUAUUUUCGUGAAAAUUUUUCACGCCCAACAAACUCGCAACAACAUGCAACGUCACUCAUAUAACAAUUGCACACCACAUACGUUCUGA